AUGACAAAUAAUAGUAUAAUGGUGGAACAUGAUUACCAUAUCGCGAACCAGGUAGAUGAAACUCCAACCAACCAGCCCAGCACUUCUCGUACCAAUUCGGAAAGAGAUGGAGGAGAUAAAAGGAGUAAUCUCCAAAAGGCAGCAGAGGCAUAUGCUGUAGACCAAAAAGAAACUGCUGCAAUUUUAGAACGUUUCAUGGCCAUGAAAGAGUCAGUUUCGGAAUACGAGCAGUUGCGGCUAAGAGAAUUGGACUUGAAGGAGCUAGAGUUGAAAUGGUCAGGAUUUCAUAAACGGACUGUGGAGGAUAAAUCACAUGUAACGACCUAUGGCUACUUACCUGUACUACCCCAUGUCUCGUCAGAAUAUGAUACCGUUUGGACUGUUAUCAUAAAGUGCAAUGAAAUUGCUAAGGAGCUAAAUAACAGAUACACCGUACUGACGUUUGAUCAAGCGAUCUAUUAUAAAGCUAAAGAGCUCCAAUGGUCCCAGUCAGAAGACACAAAAAACGUAGUCAUUCGUCUAGGUGGAUUCCACAUUGUUAUGAACUUCCUCAAAAUAAUUGGUCAGUUUAUGACAGAUUCUGGACUUGCUGAUGUAUGGUUGGACAGUGGUCUCUAUGCUCAGUCCACAAUUGAUGGUAUUUUAUCUGGCAAAAAAUACAAUAAAGCUAUACAAGCCCAUAAGUUGACGAGAAAAGAAGACGUUAUGCAACUCUCCGAUAAAAUCUUAACUUUAACUCGUGAACUUUUGACAGAGUUUCCAGAAUUCAUUGCAGCUCAAACUGCCACGGGCAAAUACUGGAAUGCAUACUUGGAAAUGGUAGAUAUUCUAUUAGAAUUUCAGUUUUCUGAAAGAAGCGGAAACUGGGAAAUACAUUUGUCUAGUUUUCGAAAAAUGCUGCCUUACUUCUUCGCAUUUGACCAUGUGAACUAUUCUCGUUGGGGAACAAUAUAUUUAAUGGACAUGUACAAACUUCAUGGGGAAGCUCCAGAAGUUCAUGAAGAAUGUAUGAAUGAAAAUUUUGUUGUAAAACGUUUGAACGGAAACUUUAACCAACUAUCUGUAGAUCAAGCAUUAGAACAUAUAAAUAAAAUCUCAAAAAAAUGCAGGAGGGAUCGUGGGAUUGACCAAAAACAGCACAAAAUUAGAUGA
Messenger RNA from Diabrotica balteata, 1152 nucleotides. Lineage: Eukaryota; Metazoa; Arthropoda; Insecta; Coleoptera; Chrysomelidae. The record is from the annotation of a GenBank genome assembly.